Mixia osmundae IAM 14324 is the source of this 1752-nucleotide messenger RNA. RefSeq lists its product as uncharacterized. The coding region runs from base 1 to 1752 and encodes 583 amino acids. The transcript is spliced from 2 exons. Gene Ontology annotation, cellular component: cytoplasm. Gene Ontology annotation, molecular function: protein kinase binding. NCBI's taxonomy places the organism in Eukaryota, Fungi, Basidiomycota, Mixiomycetes, Mixiales, Mixiaceae. The record is from RefSeq and is a predicted model, not a curated record.
AUGGAAGGUGAUGUGUACGUACAUCGACUGGCCGAGCACAUCAAGCAGUACGAAAGGAGAGCAAAGACGAGGCAGGCAAACGCACGAGCGCCGAGCCAUGGCUCCACAGUCGUCAGCUACCUUACACUCGGCGCGGUCGCAGCUGCGCCGCCUGUCCGAACGAACCGCGAUGAUGUACCGCCAUUGAAGCUUGAUCCGCAUCAUCUCAUGUACCUCCUUCUUCGACUUGACGGUUGCGACAGUCUGCCGGGCAUCGAAGACCUUGAUCGGCCGUGGGAAACGACGCCGAGCCGGAUGCUCAACUAUUAUGGCACGGAAGCACAACAAAGAGCGUCGGAUCAGUCGGAUAAGAUGUCAAUGGCUUCUGGCCUGUCCUCGUAUACCUUUGGAAGUUCUUGGUUCGGCAGAGAUAGCGAAAAGACGGGCAAACAAGCACUCGACGCGGAUCUCAAGUAUCUCUAUGCUGCCUGCACAGUCUUGCCGGCACUUGACAUGGCGCCUUUUGGGUCUUCCCCAUCACACAGAGUUAUCACGUCGUUCGAAACAUUGCCUGAUGAACUCUGCGUGCCUCUUGGCUUGUUCAAGAACUUGCAGCGCUUGACAAUACGCGACCUUGAUCCACGCGCUUUUGCAGGCUGGCACAGGCUUGCCGACACACUCGUUCAGCUUAGUCUCAUCAGUACCGGCCUUGAGGAUAUCUCGGAUCUGUUUAUAGGCAAGGUCUUGUCGGAUCAACACUCUGCUAACGUAUCAAGUCAGCGUCAGCAAGCUGUCGAGAGGGAGCGUCGUUCAUCUGCGCUGCCUUCUGAGCCCACUCCAUUGCUUGUACCACCAGCGAGGUUGAAGCAGACUGCUUGGUCGAGUUUGCGGUAUCUGUCGCUUGCGUCGAAUUAUCUAACGUUCGUCCCCAUGGAUCUGGCGCAUCUCGCUUCCAUUCGCCACCUCGAUCUUUCUGAUAACCUUCUCGUGGCAGUACCUGAUGGUCUAGCCGAUAUGUUCUGCCUUCAGACACUCAAUCUCAGUGGCAAUAUGAUUGACUCUUUGCUCGGUAUCGCUCGUAUUCUUGGCAAUGUGACUACAGUCAAUCUAGCGAACAAUCGUCUGGAUUCUCUGUGUGGCCUGGAGCGGUUGCUGGCACUCGAGCGACUCGAUCUGCGCUCGAAUGGCAUUCAAGACUCGUCAGAAGUGGGCCGACUGGCACCUCUGCCCAACCUCGUAGAGCUCUGGGUCGAUAACAACCCACUAGUGCGGACAGAAGCUGAUUGGCGAUUGCGCUGCUUUGAGACCUUUGCGAGAGAAAGCCGGACCGGUGGCGCGCUGACACUCAAGCUCGAUGGUGCCGCGCCAAGCUUUACGGACAGGCAAGCAUUGCGGCAGAUCCGGCCCAGUCGGCCUGGUCAGUAUGCGACUUCGCCUCCACAGACUGCGAGCACGAUCGAUAUGGCUGUCAGUCCGAUGCAAGCGAACUCGCUCGGCAAGCAGAGGAGAAGGCCACCCCGCAUCGUUCGACUCGAAAGUAUAGGUCCGACCAGCCCGACGCGAACGGCCCCUGUCCAUUCGGCUCUCGAGCCUACUGCAAAGAAAGUAGCGCCUCGCCGUGCGAACAAUAAGACGGCUCGGGCUGCUGUUGCGGUCAAUGAGCAACAGGGCGAAGGACCGGAAGCGCUCAGGCAGCGUAUUGAGGCUCUCAAGCUCGAGUUGGGCGAUCAGUGGCUCAACGUGAUGGGAGAUGAGGAGAUGGUCCCUUCGUAG